AGUGCAUUGCGUGGAUACUACUAUCCUGAAAGCUCGACCAGGAUUCGAACCAGCGAUCCCUGGUUUUGCGAGGGCUUUAGCUCCAUGGAAGGCGUCGUCCAGGCGGAGACGACAGCGCCCAGCCCAGCUCCAGCCCCGGCUCGAGUACCAUUUCCCAAGCUCCAGCUUCGCAACCCCUUCGUUUUCAAAAUCGCCCAGAUCACUACAGGCGCUGGCGUGGGAUGUGGCGUCGGGAUUGGCGUUGGCAGGCCGAUUCAACUAGGGGCGCUCUCCAGAUUUGGGAUACCAGUCCAGGACUUGAACCGGCUUCUCGGUAAAUCUGGACGUUACUUCAAUCAGUUCAAAGCGAAGCUGGGAAUCAAGACUCUCGACGCUGGUAUCGGCUGUGGGGUUGGAAUCGGGCAUGGUUUCAUGUUGGUCGGUGUGGGCUUGAAACAAGGAGUGACGGAACAAUUGCUGCAAUUUGCUCAGGAUAGCGCGGCGGCACUCGCUAGUCGCUUCGGUCCACACUUGGGACCACUGGCUGUCGUGGAUAGCAAGAUGUUACUUCCUGGAUCCAACUUGAUAAGUCCAAAUCCCGCAGGACCUUCGUCUCCCAGUUCUCCACCCGCAGCUCGAGCGAACGUUUUAGCGAGCUACAUACCGGCAGCGUCAACCCCUCCCCAUGCUCCAUUCCAAAUGCCAGGCUCGACUUCGUCGCAAACACAAACCAGCGAGGUCGAGAGGUUGAGACUGGAGAAAGAGAUCCUUCAAACUCUUUUGCGACAGCAAAGACAGAUCGAGGACUUGAACGAGGAGUUGAAAGCAUUGCGAGAAGGGAAAGAAGUGACACCUGCACCACCACGGCCACAGUCCACUGCCCCGAGAUUGGCAAGCAGCGACCACUGGGAUCAGUGCUUCGAGUGCCGGAGAAGAGCUCGAAGAAGAUCAUAGCCCUGAGGCUUAGAACGAGAGGAAAAGAAAAAGGUUUUGUUGGAAGCAUUCUUUGAUCCUUACGACCACCCAAUGUCAACAGUGACAAGGUGGUGAUCUGAGGUACCUCUAGAGGACACCACUUUGUAUGAGCCCGGGAUAAAUCUGUACUGAAGAUGUGGUGACGCGAGUA
Molecule: messenger RNA, 1105 nt
Organism: Selaginella moellendorffii
Lineage: Eukaryota; Viridiplantae; Streptophyta; Lycopodiopsida; Selaginellales; Selaginellaceae
Exons: 8
Coding region: 85-933 (282 amino acids)
Source: RefSeq, a predicted model, not a curated record